This is a messenger RNA of Pomacea canaliculata, 4795 nucleotides long. RefSeq names its product solute carrier family 17 member 9-like. The transcript is spliced from 13 exons. The record is from RefSeq and is a predicted model, not a curated record. Gene Ontology annotation, molecular function: transmembrane transporter activity. Lineage: Eukaryota; Metazoa; Mollusca; Gastropoda; Architaenioglossa; Ampullariidae. Gene Ontology annotation, biological process: transmembrane transport. The coding region runs from base 1 to 1359 and encodes 452 amino acids.
AUGAUAGACCAUAAGGAGACUAAACAUGGCGUCCGCGGUGACGUUAACACGCCAGCAACAGUUGUCCUCAAAGAUAAAGAAGUGCAAGCAACAGGAAAGUACUGGACAAAGUCUGAAAAAAACCAAUGGGCUUUUGGUUUGUUCUGUGGCACAGCCAUGUUGUAUGCAUCCAGAACAAUUAUGCCAAUGUGUGUGGUGACGGUCUCUAAGGAGAUGGACUGGGACAAGACAGAAUCAGGUACUGUGCUGUCUGCCUUCUUUUGGGGAUACACCAUGACACAGUUUCUUGGAGGAUACCUUAGUGACAGAAUUGGGGGAGAUGUUGUUCUCCCCAUUGCUGCCUGUAUGUGGUCUUUGAUCACAUUUUGGACACCACAGCUGGCUUUUCUUUCAAAUGAUAAGCACACUGCAUUAUACAUUGUUGUUCUUUCUCGAGUUAUGCUUGGAAUGUGUCAAGGUUUCCACUACCCAGGCAUGACAAGUAUUAUUUCCCGCAAGGUACAUGAGCAAGAACGUUCCCUGACAUACAGCGUGGUGUCAACAGGUUCCCAUGUUGGAACCCUACUUACAGGCAGCUUUGGAUCUUUGCUGAUGGAAAAUUAUGGGUGGGAAAUCCCAUUUUAUGCCAUUGGUAUGCUCGGAAUAUUGUGGAUGCUGGUGGCAAGAUAUUUUCUCAUUGCUCAACAUCGGGAACGCUAUAUUACUGUGGGAGCUGUUAGUCCUUUGCCAGGACCUGCUACAGUCAAAGAACAUCAGACUGUGCCGUGGAUUACUCUUCUUACAAAACCUGCUUUUUGGUCAUUGCUGGUUGGUCACUUCUGUGAAAACAAUGCAUUUUAUAUUUUGUUGUCUUGGCUGCCCACUUUUUUCCAUGAAAAUUUUCCAUCCGCAAAGGGUUGGGUUUUUAAUGUGGUACCUUGGGUUGUUACAAUCCCGAGUUCUGUUGGGAGUGGCUGGCUGGCAGACCAUAUGAUCAGAAAGGGAUACGCUGUAACUGCAGUGAGGAAAAUAAUGGAAACGAUUGCAUUGUGUGGAACUGCACUGUUUCUGGUGUUGAUCUCCUUCACUGGCAGCUACCACAGUGCCCUUAUAUGCAUGGCUUUGGCAGUCUCAUGCUGCGGUUUUCACAACAGUGGCAUUCUUGUAAAUCCUCAAGAUAUUGCCCCACGACAUGCUGGCGCUGUCUUUGGUAUCAUGAAUAUGGCAGGUGCAAUACCAGGGUUUGUGGGUGUGUACAUUGCAGGCCACAUACUAGAAACUACAAAGAGCUGGAGUGCUGUCUUUAACCAGACAGCUGGGGUAUGCAUGGUGGGCUGGAUUGUUUUUGUUGUGUUUGGAACUGGCAAACAAAUUGUAUGACUAUUAUUGACAGAUGUAUGUGCUGGAGUGUGUGGAGGGUCAGGUAGGUGGAGUGGUUUGGGAGGAGGAGAGAGAACAUCUUAUCACUUUCUAAUACCUGCCACCUAUACUUACAAAUAUUACAUAUUACAAGUAUUACAUGCAUUUCUUGUAUGCUUGAUGUGUAAGUUGUUCUUUCUAGGCUGGUGGAAAAUUUUUUAGGUAGAAAUAUAUACCUCCAGUCUGAAAUCCGUUUCAGGCAUAGUUAUUUAUUAAACGCCUAUUAGAUGCAGUUGGUCUCAUGCAUGUUGAAGGACUAGUGGGUAGCCAUUUUUUUUUUAUGACUGGCUAAAGCUCAGUGCAGGAUAAUAUUUCCCCAAAUCUGGGUGAAUUCUCACCCAUUACAUUCUUGAGACGCAUGCCUGCAAACAUCAUUGUGCACAGAAAGAGGUCAAAAUCUCGAAGUCACGUUUGUACUGAGAUAUGCUUAAUUAAAGUGGGAUCCCAGCUCUCCUGUUGACUGGGAACUGUAAUGUUAUCUAAGUGCAAUCCUGACUUCUGUGUUUGCUAGCCUCUUUCUGCGUAUCGAGGUGUUUGUAACAUGUAAAGAGUGGAAGGGGUAUAUUCAGCCAGAUCUAGGUAAGUAGGAUUCUUCACUAAGCAUUACUCAAUCGUCAGAAAACAAUGUUGCACCCCACUAGUGCUUUAAAAGGGUCUAAGUAUUUAUUUACCCAACUUCCCAGAAAUACACCUCUUCCAGAGCUUUUAAAUUCAUUGUAGCAUCCACAAAGAAUAUUAAAAAAAAAAUGUUUGAUGUAGUCUGUAGCAUAAAGCCUUGAUAUCCAUUUGUACAGGACUGUUGUACCUGUGACAGAAUGAGUCUUUGUGCAUUCAUGUGCUUGUGCACACCCUUACAUAUUGGAAUUUUGUGGCUGAUUAUAAGUUGUUGCAUAUGAAAUGAUUCUUCUCUAUGAUUACUCCAAGAAACAGAUUAAGAUCUGAAUUUAGGAGCUUGUUUUGUGCAGUUGAAAGAGUAAUGGCAGCUGUAGUUAUAUUCAUCAUCUUUUAUGUGAAGAGUUUCAUGAAAACUUUUUCUCACGUUGAUCUUUACCUCAGAACAUUGUCAUAUUGACCUGGAUUCAGAACACAGUAACCCAAAUUAAAUUAACUAUUCAGAGUGUAAAGUCCCCCACAUUGUCAACUCUUUACAGCUGAGAAAAUUAUGAUGAAAAUGCCAGUGGAUGACAUGGCCAAUUGUAUAACUUUUAACUCUUAACAAUUGUAUAACUAUAGCUUUAGCCCAUUUUGAAUGAUGGUUUGCAAGUUUGCUUUCAUUUUUAGCUGCAGAUUUGUAAGAACCGUUUGACAAAUAGCUGUUGUUUAUGAAAUGUGUCUUUAUGUGUUUUUUCAAAUCAUCUCAUUUAUCUUAUCAAUAAAUUUUUAGCAGAACAGGUAAUGGUUCAUGUCCACAAAGUUUCCUUCAGAGUUGCAAAAUAUGUUCACAUGCAACAGGUCUUUGUUAUAUUUUUAAAUAUCCACAUUUUUGGAUGUUGCAUUGAAAGUGCUAUGAGGGGGUAUUUGUUGGUAUCUUUCCUAAUUUAUUAUCUGUGAAAGAUUUGUUGGGAAGUAUGACUGUGUGAUGAGUAUUUGAUGUAUUAGAGGUAACAAUGAAUGUCAAUGAUUUUUUUUAAGUACAUUCUGAAAUCCUUGAAUCCUCAUUUUUUACUGUCUUAUUGGUCAGUAAUAAGUAAUUUUUUCAUUGAUUUGGGUAUAUGAUAUGGGAUCUCAUACAUAAAGUUACAGUAUUAUUCCAUUUGGCUUGGUCCUUGGUGUAAAAUGAGUGGGUUUUUUUCUAUAUAGUAAUGUGCUGAUGAUACAUUUCAAAAGAGAUCUGUAUGUUUUCCAUAGUUUUUAUUUGAAUUUGUUGAAAAGUAUUGCCUGUUUAGUGCUAUAUUUUUUUAUGCAGAAGUCUGAAGUGCAAACAUGCUGUGACCAGCUGCCCUCCACCAUAAAAUGAAUAGUUCUGUUGUGUGCAGGGUGCACCCUUGAGAUCAAAGAUUCAAGGCAUUGUUUAUUGUUGAUCUCUUAUGUAAAGACAGAAAUGCAGAUUCUCCUUUAUGCAAAAUGGAGUGAAUUACUUUUAUCCCCAAAUAAAUCUUGGAAAUCUCCAUUAAAAAGUAUUUGUGGAUCUUGUGACAUUAGAAACAGCAAUGGAGAGUCCAUUUCAAUUAAUGUGAGAGGCUUGAGAUUCUGUUACAGAUGCCCAGUGGUAUCACAAUAGAGCAAGGGCUAGAAAUAAUGCUCGGAAGGCUGUUUCCUUUUUGGAUGUUAAUGCAUAUGAAUAAGAAAUGCGACUUUUAUCUUGGCCAAAAAAAGAUUUAUUUAUGUUUAUUUAUAUAUUUUGAGCUGGUGUAAUGUUCAAAAAACAGAAAGUAUGGAUGUAGUGUGUUGAGAGGAUACUUAAUGGUUGUACAUCUCAGGUUCAAGAUAUCACAAGGUUUAGUGUUGGUCUGAAAUCUUAUUUUAUUCGCUUGCUUUACCAUGAUGAAAAUUCUUCCCAUCUUAUGUCCUGGACAGUGGUUAGUAAAUUAUACGAGUGAAAUAACUCUUUUGAACAAGUGGGAUAUGCAGUUUACAGGGUAGAAACAAUGUAUUUCCAUGCAUUAAGAAGGAUUUUGAAGUCUGGUGAGUUUGUCUUCAAAGCAAGGAAGUUCUUUUGUUUGAGGUCUCUAAUUUGGUUUAGUUGUAGUUUGCUUUUUCUUGCAUCAUCGAAGACUCCUAUUGUUGGCCACCUGUUAAUUUUUUUUUUAUUUGUAAUGGUAUGACUCCUGUUUUCAAGGUGUGUAUACAUUGUAACAAUUUGCCUUAACAUACUAUUGAUACACUACUGUAGCAUUGUCAUUGUUAAAUCUAAGGUGCAAGAUAUAGUGUUUCUGUAAAUCUUGAUUAUAAUAAACACAAACACCAUUUCUUACUGUUGUCCAUGACACUGUGUACAUAAUUUUAAGGUAGAUUUUGCCUAAACCACAAUGAAGCCAUAAAUGAAUAUUAUUUAUAACUAUGGUUUGUUUUUCUUCUUCAUUAUAUGAACAGAACAGCACAGCACGAUAAUUUGUGUGCAGAUUUUGUGAAAGUAGUAAGAAAAGACUCAGAUACAAAAAGAUAGUUAAAACAUUUCUCUAUCAUGGUUCUUGUUUUCGCAAGAUUACGAGAUUUAUUGAUGUUUGUAUGAAGCUGUUCAGUUCUCCUGGAAAAAGAAUUUUUAAAAAAUUCAAAAAUUAUGAAUGUAUGCAGAGUGAUGAAGCUUAGUACUAGCAGAGAGCUCUUGUAAAUCACCCUCAUCAUAAAUCUUUAGUUGUAAAUUGAGAACUUUCGAGUGGUAAAAAUAGUCUUAAAAAAGCAGUGACAUUUAAGAAUUUCUUUAUCAUUUUUCUUGCUUUGUGUUGGGAAAAAAAAA